AUGUCGGUAUCGGAAGCAACAACGCCGAGCACGGCGGAGCCUCCAGCGGCAGCCGUGCCUUUUGAUGAACGCGACCUGGAGCCGCGCACGCCGAUGAAGCGUCUCGGUUCCACCAGAAAACUAGCCGCCUUUAACAAGAAUGUUUCCGGUCGCGGGCAGGCGUACAACACGACUCUCAAUUUGCCCGAGUCCUACAAAUUCUGCUUAAUAUUCCUGCUUGUUCUCUGUCUGCAUUUUAAGUCGUAUGUUCUAAGUGUGUAA
This is a messenger RNA of Pieris macdunnoughi, 261 nucleotides long. The record is from the annotation of a GenBank genome assembly. NCBI's taxonomy places the organism in Eukaryota, Metazoa, Arthropoda, Insecta, Lepidoptera, Pieridae.